Molecule: messenger RNA, 2079 nt
Organism: Scaptodrosophila lebanonensis
Lineage: Eukaryota; Metazoa; Arthropoda; Insecta; Diptera; Drosophilidae
Exons: 6
Coding region: 19-1347 (442 amino acids)
Source: RefSeq, a predicted model, not a curated record
UUUUGGAUUUGUCUAUCCAUGACUUUCAAAGCAGACGCGAACUUGGCUGAUCUGGUGGAGAUAUGCAUGCUCCCGGCUCUAAAAGAAAAUCUCGACCAGCUACGAUUAGAACCGGAACAUUUCGGAAACUACAGAGCACAUUUAAAAGCACACCUCCCGAUACUGUAUGAUUUGUUGCAGUCAACCGAGGAUACUUGGUUAAAUGGCGCGGACCCGGCACAAAAACAGUUGCGAGCAAAUCUUGUCUUGUUGCUUUGCGAGUUGACUGCAGUUAAAGACAUACUUGAACUCGAGAUUAGAGACAAAUUUGUUCUGGACAACGCUAAUAAAUUACUGAACAAAUUAUCACAACGGCUGGAUAGCGACGUGCAAGCACAGAUUAUCAAAUACUACGAGGAGAAACUGCACAAGGAUUGUUGGAAGCGUCAGCUUGGCGCUACUCAUGGGUUUAUCAGAUAUUUGGAAUGCCAGUAUUCAGCCUCAGAUGCAAGCAUGUCCACAAAUAUGAUGACCUUUACUUUAGCUGUGGGUUUAAAUGUCCGUGAAUGCUAUGAAAUUCUGUACAAGGAGCUUGGCGUGCGAAUUUUUCUUCUGAUGCUGACGCAUAACGACGCAACCAAGUUACAAGAUCUCAAUAUACACGGAGUGAUAUAUGAUGAUGUAUUUCGUGAUACGUACAACAUGGAUGGACACACGCUAGAAGGAAAAAAGGCUGUAUGGAAUUGUCUAUGUCUGUGCUUGGAUCAUUUCACAUUGAUGGAUCGGUUUGUGUGGAAUCAAUGUGACGACAUGCUUGAGCGCCUUUUACAUAUCAUUACACUCUCGUCUGGAGCCGAAACAUCGAUUUGUCUAUUGCCAUUUAUAACAAAGCUUUGCUACCACUUCAGCAUUAAUCGCAAUGAAAUUGAAACUAAGUUAGCAGAUGACCUUACACAGUCGGAAGCUUUAACAGAAUGUAGAGAAGUGUGUAUGGCGCUUAACUCAUACACCAGUUACCGCUGGGCUAAAAGCAUAUUGCAAAUGCUUGUAUUGGAGACGGAAAAACUCCUGCAAGGUAUUGAAAUUUGCUGUAGUAUGUUGUUGGAAAUGCUUCGCUGCUAUUUGGUAUGCAUCUUACCCAUACCAUUGCAAGUCAUACGCAUGCAUUUGCACGAGUUCUUUUACAAGUUUCCCAGUAGUUUAAUGGAGAGCUUAGCUGUGCAUAGUUUCGAACCCAGAAUUACAAUGCUCGUCAGGCAAUUCAUUUACACCUUUGUUUUUCAACUAAAAAAUGGGUCGUAUACCAAUCUUCCCGACGAUUUGCAAAAAUUUCUGAUUGCAUUCGAGAGUCUAAAAUUAAUGAAUUAAAACAAAUUGCUCAAAACGGUAUAUGCGAUUGUAGCCACAAUGGAAUGUGGAAUUAUAGCUGCUAAUGCCGGUUUUAGACCAAGGAAGAAACCUUUAUAACCAUGCCUUUGGAUUAAUGCUGCACAAACGUCUUUCUUCAUCGGAUACACUUCAUAAUCGGCGGUCAUAAUUAUUGUUUUAAUGGCAUCAACUGGCGUGAAAAUCAGUGAGAGAAUGCUUCCCGUUAGCGUUAGGGAAAUCAAACUAAUCUCCCACGGUUUAUCAUCCAGUUUGUGCAAUUUAACAAGCAAAUCUUGAAUCUUUGUGAGGUUAACAAACAUAUUACUUGUAUGCCUACACACGUAAAGAAUAAUUCUCAAACCGUAUUGUAUAUGGGAGGGGUCGCAACUGCCAAAGCGCAGCUGGUCAAAGCAUGGAGUUUGAAGCCGGCAAAGAUGUGUUUGAUGCCUCCCUUGUGGAACAUACAGAAACAGGCAUUCGCAAAAUUGACAUAACUGAAAGAAUUUUAAUUUGAAGUCAUAAAACAAGCAUGCUUGUAUAUGCCUAUACUUGCGUCGAUCAUACACAUUACGCGUCAAAUCUGUCUGACGAAUCAUAGCAUAUUUUACGAAAGGCGUUGCUAGCAUUCCAGAACAAAAUCCACUUAGCCCAGCUACGGCAUUGUUGUCGAAUGGCUUGAGUAUCGUAAUAUAUUGGCUGUGUUUCAGGUAGUGGAAGAACAUAUAUUGCGAA